Molecule: messenger RNA, 1221 nt
Organism: Spirometra erinaceieuropaei
Lineage: Eukaryota; Metazoa; Platyhelminthes; Cestoda; Diphyllobothriidea; Diphyllobothriidae
Source: the annotation of a GenBank genome assembly
AUGAAACCACAAGAUGCUGCCAUAGCACGCUUCUAUGGUCUGCCAAAGAUCCACAAACCACACGUUCCCUUACGGCCAAUUGUGGCGCUGAAAGGCAUACCUACCUACAGUCUGGCUAAAUGGCUUACCAAACAUCUGAAGAAGCUGACGGAGGGCUCAGAACACACAGCUGUAUCCCCAACACACUUCCUGGAAAGACUCCGAGGCGUCAAAAUAGCCCCCAAUGAAAUAAUGGUGUCCUUCGACGUCGUCUCUCUUUUCACCUCCAUCCCUAAAGAAUUAGCCACGAGGGUCAUAAGUGACCUACUGGAGCGGAGGUACGAGGAAGAGGAAAGACCUCUGAAAAGGAAGUACAUAAUGGAGCUACUGGACUACUGUUUGAGCACGUACUUUACGUUUUAUGGCCAGGUGUACGAGCAAAUCCAGGGAACUCCGAUGGGAUCACCAAUCUCCGGCUACCUAGCUGAGGCGGUUCUACAAGAACUGGAAACACAGGUCUUUCAGUCCUACAUGCCAAAAUUCUGGAUGCGCUAUGUGGAUGACACCUUUGUCAUCCUACCUCGAGACAUAAAAGAGACGUUCAGAAGCAAAUUGAACUCAAUUUUCCCCCGAAUUCGAUUCACUAUGGAGGAAGAAAAAGACGGAGAAAUCCCAUUUCUUGAUGUCCAGGUGUCGAGACAGGAAGACGGAGCCCUCCAAACUGGUGUCUUUCGAAAGGCGACCGAUACGGCGAAAAUCCUCCAUUACAGAAGUAACCACCCUUUGUCACAUAAGCGCAGUUGCGUGCGGACACUCUUCCUACGCAUCAACACACACUGCAGCACAGAGGCUGAAAAGCUGCGAGAGCGUAAAUCCCUAUGGCGUCUCCUUCUCUCCAAUGGGUACCCACGUAGCUUCAUAAACAAAUGCCUCUAUCAAAGGCACGCGAAGACCGACGGUGAACAAAAACAAAAACCUGAAAUAUUCCGUGCUUUGCCCUACGUGAGUGACGUUUCCGAAGCCACUGAACGCAUGCUCAGACAACUCAACGAGGGUUUUGGACACCGGCCGGAGGUCACUAUCCGCCGCUUGCUCCUGCAGCCCAAGGGGCGGCUACCGCCUGAGGACACGUCAGGAAUUGUUUACCGCGUCAACUGUCUAGACUGUCCGGCCAAUUAUUGUGGCAUGACCGACAAACGAUUAAGGUCGCGCAUGCAUGAGCAUUCUCUAGCUGUAAAGUGA